AAUUAGUACAGGACGCCAGACAUCCCGGCGAAUCUACGAUUUUAACUGAAACAAACAAGCGGACAAAGAAUACCAUAAUUCAAACUGGAUUUUAGCUAUUACAAAAUGGGUAAGUGACCCGUUUACCUUUUGCCACGUGGGUAUGACCUGUCCUGAAAAUCGUCUGCCCCAGCUACACAGAUAGAAGAUGCUAAGGAAUCAUGGUUUGGUUUCGCCUGUGUCGCCCGCAUCUCCUGUUCCAUCUUUCUCCGUUCUGUUGACUUAAAACCCAUAAAUCCAAGUACUUCAAUCCCAAUUCCCAACCCAUUAACCAGUGUUCCCUUUUCCCUUUUGCCUUUUGGUGCCCCACUAUUUUAAGAGUCUUAACCGCCACUUCGGUGCUCGACUUGAAGCUUCAAAACUCGCUGCUGCAUCUGGCUUUAGAUUUAGAGUAAAAGGAAAUAACUUCCGCUCGAGGUUUCUAAUCAGCUUUAGGCGCCUGUAAUUACAUGCUACUGUCUUUACUCUUCCUUUGGUUGAAUCUUUGAAGUGGUUAUACUCAAUUGGGUAGAAUAUGUUUUGUCUUCAAAUGAAGUUCUGUUGGAUAAUAUUUUAAUCAUCCUGUCUGAGACUAAGAAAUUAAGUGAAAAAAUGGCUAUGGCUUCUGCUGUGAAAGUAGUUCUUGGUUCGAUUGCUUUUGCUGUCUUCUGGAUACUGGCUGUUUUCCCUGCUAUCCCAUUUUUACCUGUUGGAAGGACUGCAGGGUCUCUCUUGGGGGCUAUGCUUAUGGUCAUCUUCCAAGUCAUAACCCCAGAUCAAGCAUAUGCUGCGAUUGAUCUUCCAAUCCUUGGUCUUUUAUUUGGAACGAUGGUUGUCAGUGUUUAUCUUGAGAGAGCAGAUAUUUUCAAAUACUUGGGUAAGUUGCUUUCAUGGAAAAGCAAGGGUGCCAAGGACUUGCUUUGUCGAAUUUGCCUCAUCUCUGCUAUUUCAAGUGCUCUUUUUACUAAUGACACCUCUUGCGUGGUUUUGACUGAAUUUGUGCUGAAAAUCGCAAGGCAACAUAAUCUGCCUCCUCAGCCCUUCCUACUUGCCCUUGCCUCAAGUGCAAAUAUUGGAUCUUCAGCCACUCCGAUUGGCAACCCUCAAAACCUGGUUAUAGCAGUUCAGAGUAAGAUUUCUUUUGGGAAAUUUCUUUUAGGAAUUCUCCCUGCAAUGGUUGUGGGAAUCAUUGCGAAUAUUACGAUUCUUAUGUGUAUGUACUGGAAGUUGUUAUCUGCUAUUCAGAAGGAUGAAGAAGAAGCAACAACAGAAGUUGUUGCAGAUGAAGAUGUCAAUUCCCAUCGGUUUUCUCCUGCUACUAUGUCACAUUUUACAUCCUUAAAUUCCCAGGAGUGGAAUUCUAGGUUGGAGUCCUUGGACAUGCAAAGCGCCCCCAACAUAAAUGGGCACGUGAACCAUACUGAAACUCUUAGGAACCGAAUAGGUUCAACUGAGAAUGAAAUCCGCAGUGCAUCAACCAGUGCGUAUGAGUCUGCAAGGAAUUCAAAUGCAUCCAAAGAGGUGACGAUUGAUGGGGCUUCUCAGAGAAAGGAGGAUACUGUUUCUUCAAAGAGGAUUGCAUCAUUGGAUAGGUUGGGAGAUGUAUUGGAUGACCAAUUUCCAGGAGAAAAGGAAGAGUUUGCUACAAAAUGGAAAAGGAUGCUGUGGAAAUCAUGUGUUUACGUUGUUACCAUAGGAAUGCUGGUUUCUUUGCUCGUGGGUUUGAACAUGUCAUGGACUGCAAUUACUGCUGCGCUUGCUCUUAUCGUUCUUGAUUUUAGGGAUGCUCGGCCAUGCCUUGAAAAGCAGGUCUCCUAUUCGCUUUUAAUCUUCUUUUGUGGAAUGUUUAUCACUGUUGAUGGCUUUAACAAAACUGGAAUUCCAAGUGCUCUGUGGGACUUAAUGGAGCCUCAUGCAAAAAUAGAUCAUGCAUCUGGAAUAGCAGUUCUUGCUGCUGUCAUACUUGUCCUGUCAAAUUUGGCCUCAAAUGUACCAACUGUUCUCUUGCUUGGUGGACGGGUAGCAGCAUCAGCAGCUGCAAUUUCUGCAGCUGAUGAGAAAAAGGCAUGGCUAUAUUUGGCUUGGGUCAGUACUGUAGCUGGAAAUCUGUCGCUAUUGGGAUCAGCUGCCAACUUGAUAGUUUGUGAGCAAGCUCGGAGAGCUCCGCAAUUUGGUUACGACUUAACUUUUUGGAAACAUCUUAAAUUUGGAAUUCCUUCAACUAUUAUAGUUACUGCUAUUGGAUUGAUGCUCAUAAGAUGAUGUACCUUUAAGAACACCUAUCUAUGAAUGCAAUAACUGUUUUUGUUUUACCAAA
Messenger RNA from Manihot esculenta (cassava), 2335 nucleotides. Its product is annotated as silicon efflux transporter LSI2. Bases 631 to 2280 code for a protein of 549 amino acids. Lineage: Eukaryota; Viridiplantae; Streptophyta; Magnoliopsida; Malpighiales; Euphorbiaceae. Gene Ontology annotation, cellular component: membrane. Gene Ontology annotation, biological process: transmembrane transport. The transcript is spliced from 4 exons. The record is from RefSeq and is a predicted model, not a curated record.